AUAUUGUAAUUGAUUUGCUCCUUUAGCUAUUUUUUUCUUUCCUUACUUAAAAAAACAUUUUUGAAAGAUCUUUUUAAAAAUACUCAAAUUUAACAGGUUGAUAUUGCAAGGCUAUAGUGUAGUACAGUGUGAUCACCGUCAUGACAGAUUUGGAUAUGCUGUGGAAGGUGCUUUACUACGUUUUUCCGGCGUUAGGGGGUUACAUCCUUACCUCCCUGUACCUCCUGAAGAACCCUCACAUCUUGCAUAAGAAGAAACGGCCAGCUUUCAACAGCAGACACGUUUCUCACAGAGGGGGGGCUGGAGAGAGAAUAGAAAGCACAAUGGAAGCAUUUACACAUGCUGUAAACGAGGGCACAGAAAUGCUGGAGCUGGACUGCCACCUGACGCGCGACGGUCACGUUGUCGUCUCACAUGACGAGAACCUCCUUCGGCAGACUGGACACGACGUCCACAUUUCGUCACUGAAUCUAGAGAGUUUACCGCUGUACAAGGAAAGGCUGGAAGUGACAUUUCACAAAGGCUAUUACAGCACCGGAAAGGACCGGCAGUUCGUACUAUUAGAGGACCUCUUUGAGAAAUUCCCAAACGUGCCUGUGAACAUUGAAAUCAAGGAGGACAAUGACCUACUGAUUAGAAAGGUAUCAUCACUUGUGAAGCAAUAUAAAAGAGAGGCUAUAACCGUGUGGGCCACCGAACAGUCCAAAAUCAUGAAGAAAUGCCGGAACGUUAAUCCAGCCAUGCCCUACAUGUUCACAGUGAGCAGGGGGCUUCAGCUGCUGCUCCUCUACUACAGUGGGCUGCUGCCCUUUGUGCCUCUAGGAGAGAGCUUUCUGCAGUUCUACCUGCCCCAGGUCAUCAACAGAACUUAUAUUCCAGAUUCUCCAGUGUUGAGAAAUGGACUGGUCAUCUCUCUCAUUGAGAAGUUAACCAUGCGAAAAAAUCUGUUUCAACACUUGGUUAAACGCGGAUUGCAGGUAGCUGGCAAUUUUCAUGUUGGUUUGUGUACUCAAAUAUUAUUACCCUCUGCUCUCUUGCCACACGCCAAAGAGACACUGUUGGACAUGGACCCAACUCUGACUCCUUCAAUACAGUUUUCACCACUGGCAUUAACAUAAAAAUAAAAGUUAAAAGUUUGUUAUCGCCACAAAACUGAUCUUAGCUACUUCGAAACAAACAAAUGACUAUGCAAGAGGCGGGAAUGUUGCAUUUCGAAAAGCUCGAGUUCAGCUGGAGAGAUAAAAACGGAGGUUAGAGGCCUAAGCCAAGUGCCGCUACCUGUCGAGGCCCCUGCUUGAAAUACCUCGUCCUACAGGUGCACCUCUUCGUCUGCAAUAAGGAGAUGGACAUCGCAGCAGCGUUUGCAGUGGGAGCUACAGGGGUGAUGACCGACUACC
Scleropages formosus (Asian bonytongue) is the source of this 1397-nucleotide messenger RNA. RefSeq names its product glycerophosphodiester phosphodiesterase domain containing 3b (gene gdpd3b). The record is from RefSeq and is a predicted model, not a curated record. Bases 141 to 1118 code for a protein of 325 amino acids. Gene Ontology annotation, molecular function: phosphoric diester hydrolase activity; phosphatidylcholine lysophospholipase A1 activity. Gene Ontology annotation, biological process: glycerophospholipid catabolic process. The transcript has 9 exons. Gene Ontology annotation, cellular component: endoplasmic reticulum membrane. NCBI's taxonomy places the organism in Eukaryota, Metazoa, Chordata, Actinopteri, Osteoglossiformes, Osteoglossidae.